AUGAUGUGGCUGGUUUUAACAACAACCUGUUGUUUGAUCUGUGGAACUUUAAGUGCUGGUAGAUUCUUUAAUUUGGAAGAAGAAGCGAAUCCUGAAGUGUGGAUGAAUAUUAGUGAGAUCAUCACCUAUAAUGGCUACCCCAGUGAAGAGUAUGAAGUCAUCACUCAGGAUGGGUACAUCCUCAGUGUCAACAGAAUUCCUCAUGGACGAAAAGAUGCCAGGAGCCCAGGGCCCCGGCCAGUCGUAUAUAUGCAACAUGCCUUAUUUGCAGACAAUGCCUCUUGGCUGGAGAAUUUUGCCAAUGGCAGCCUUGGAUUCCUUCUAGCAGAUGCAGGUUAUGAUGUCUGGAUGGGAAACAGCCGGGGGAACACUUGGUCAAGAAGACACACAACACUCUCAGUGACUGAAGAAAAAUUCUGGGCCUUUAGUUUCGAUGAAAUGGCCAAAUACGACCUCCCGGGAAUAAUAGACUUCAUUGUAAAUAAAACUGGUCAGGAGAAGCUGUAUUUCAUUGGGCAUUCACUUGGCACUACAAUAGGGUUUGUAGCCUUUGCCACCAUGCCCGAACUGGCACAGAGAAUCAAAAUGAAUUUUGCCUUGGGUCCUGUGGUCUCAUUCAAAUAUCCCACGGGCAUUUUUACCAGUUUUUUUCUACUUCCAAAUUCCGUAAUCAAGGGUAUUUUUGGUACCAAAGGUAUAUUUUUAAAGACGGGAAGGGAACGUUCCCUCAAACUCUGCAACAAUAAAAUAUUAUGGGUGAUAUGUAGUGAACUCAUGUCCUUAUGGGCUGGAUCCAACAAGAAAAAUAUGAAUACGAGUCGAAUGGAUGUGUAUAUGUCACAUGCUCCCACUGGAUCAUCAAUGCAGAACAUCCUGCAUAUAAAACAGCUUUACAGAUCUGAUGAAUUCAGAGCUUAUGAUUGGGGAAGCGAAGCUGAGAACAUGCAUCACUAUAAUCAGAGCCGUCCCCCGCUCUAUGACUUGACCACCAUGAAGGUGCCUACUGCUAUGUGGGCUGGUGGCCAUGAUGUCCUUGUGACGCUCCAGGAUGUGGCCAGGGUAAUCCCCCAAAUUGGGAAUCUCCAGUACUUCGACCUCUUGCCUGACUGGAAUCACUUCGAUUUCAUCUGGGGCAUGGACGCUCCUCAGCGGAUGUAUAGUAAAAUCAUAGCCUUGAUGAAGUCAUACUCCUAA
Molecule: messenger RNA, 1194 nt
Organism: Leptonychotes weddellii (Weddell seal)
Lineage: Eukaryota; Metazoa; Chordata; Mammalia; Carnivora; Phocidae
Gene: LIPN
Product: lipase family member N
Biological process (GO): lipid metabolic process
Molecular function (GO): hydrolase activity, acting on ester bonds
Source: RefSeq, a predicted model, not a curated record